GCACGCUUACAGAAACCCUCCACCUUCCCCAGCUCCACCUGUAUAGAUCUGCUACGGGUAUUCGGAAUUUUCUUUCAGUCACGUUUGGCUAAAAAGUUUGUCUCACAUCGCACAAGUGCAUCUCGUGAAAUUUCGCUUGCUGAUCCAAAAGAGGGCAGCAGCAUUGAGCAUCUGAGAAGGGUGGUGAGGUUGGGAAACGUAACUCAAGAAAAUUCAAACCAACCUUUGAGUAUAAGCUUGCAGGACAGUUCUAAGAUCUCCAACCCAGCUGUGAACUUAGCUCACAGGUCUUCCUCUGCAAACGCGAAAGGAUUCUGGAAUCAGUUCAUGUUUCGAGGAAAAUCAGACUUCAGAUACGUUCUGCCAAUUAGGAACAUCGAGGUCCGUCAAGAAAAGUGUCGAGCGCUCAGUUUCUCUCAGAGGAUCUUCCAUGAAAACUGUGAAACGUUGGAGCUUCAAAACAACAUCUGUUUCGGAAAAUGUGACACUUCGCCCUCUAGUGGGGAAGACGGAGGUUCCUUUCAUUGCCCUGUCUGCUCACCCGUUAUCAUCGCUUACAAGACUCUGAAGCUUCAAUGCAUUGAUAACACAGAAAUGAUAAAAGUUGUAAAAAUAAUAGAGGACUGUCAAUGCAAAACAAAACCAGGACAGCAUUCACAUCACAACGGUCCUGUUCUGGUUGAUCCAAGCGUUCAUCAAUAGGCUAUCAUAUGAUAAAUAUACGAUAACAGUUAUGAUGUUGGUUAUGGUGUUAUAGUAGGCUAGUUGUUGUAAGGUAGCCUACAAUAUCUGUUUCUAGAAACACACACCAAGUUUUCCUACCCCAGUAAGGUGACAACUGAUGUUUAAAAACAGGCUUGUUAUUCUUAUAAUCCUUUUUUAUUUCUUCAAAUAAAGUAUGGAUUUUUCAAGAUA
This is a messenger RNA of Megalobrama amblycephala (Wuchang bream), 915 nucleotides long. Its product is annotated as cerberus-like. Gene Ontology annotation, molecular function: morphogen activity. The record is from RefSeq and is a predicted model, not a curated record. Gene Ontology annotation, biological process: signal transduction involved in regulation of gene expression; determination of heart left/right asymmetry. The coding region runs from base 328 to 702 and encodes 124 amino acids. NCBI's taxonomy places the organism in Eukaryota, Metazoa, Chordata, Actinopteri, Cypriniformes, Xenocyprididae. The transcript is spliced from 3 exons.